AUGGACCAUGUUUGUAAUGUUUGUGGACGUUUCAUAGCAAGCGAUGAAAAAUGUGGCAAUGCGAGUGGUUGUUUUUUGGAAGCCUAUAAACAAUAUUUCUCGCAAGAGUUUAUCACUGACGUAAACUAUGCCCCUAAAAAAGUUUGCUUUAAUUGCUAUUCAAGUGUUAUGCAAUGGAAAAGUGAAAAGAAGAAGGCUAUGCCUUUUGGUAUACCAAUGAUGUGGUUAGACAACAGCCCGCAUCAACAAGAAAAUUGCUAUGGAUGUAUCAACUACCACAAAACUUUGAAUAGAAGGAAAGCAAAGAAUAAAACUUAUGUAGCAGUGCCAAGGGUCCAAUUACCAUUACCGCACUCAGAAUUCGUUCCAGUACCAACAUACCGAAGUAUUGAUCUUCAAACAGAAUACGACCCUGGUGAAGGUACAUCCUAUGAAACAUCAAAGGACCCAAUCCUAGUCACACAAAAGCAAUUGGAUGCAAUUGUUGCAAUUUUGUGUUUGACUCAGAAAAAAUCAGAACAACUGGCUUCAUUUUUGAAAGGAAAUAAUUUGCUGGCGAAAGGUACCAAAGUAACAGCAUAUCGAAAACGCCAAAAAGAGUUAGAAAAGUUCUUCAAUGUGAAUGAUGCAAAAAAUUUCGCUUUUCGAUAG
This is a messenger RNA of Rhagoletis pomonella (apple maggot), 651 nucleotides long. RefSeq lists its product as uncharacterized. The record is from RefSeq and is a predicted model, not a curated record. Bases 1 to 651 code for a protein of 216 amino acids. NCBI's taxonomy places the organism in Eukaryota, Metazoa, Arthropoda, Insecta, Diptera, Tephritidae. The transcript has 2 exons.